UCUCCGUAUCUCCAGACUGAAACAUGUUUUGCAUAAAGUCGUAUAGGAAAUAAAAGUCAAUAUGUUGAGACUGAAGAAACAAAGACCGCUUGAUGUUCAGUCGUGACUGUUGAUUCAGAUCGAUUAUAUCAUGGAAAGAUUGAUUCAUCUGCUGCUGUUCUUAGGACUUUGUCUGUUCACCCAGACCAUCUCAUGUCAUUAUGGGUAUAUUAUGAUCCAGAAGAUGAAGUCCUGGUAUGAUGCACAAGCUUACUGCAGACAGAAUCACAUUGAUCUGGCCACUGUUCAAAGCAAUGAAAACUGGACACGUCUACAAGAAAUAGUACAAUACAAUAAAAUGAGUUCACUUGCCUGGACUGGACUGUACAAUGACAUUAAUAGCUGGCGGUGGUCUUAUCAAGAUGAGAACGUUACAUACUCUUACUGGUUUAUUGGAGAACCUAACAAUCUGGAUGGAAAACAGCAAUGCGUUAUGUUAUCAAGUCUUUUGGCAUGGCAAGAUAGGCAAUGCAUGACGCUAUUUCCCUUUAUUUGCUUCAAUGAAACUCAAACAGGAUCAAACAGGUUUGUUUUAAUCAACAAAUUGAAGACCUGGCCUGAAGCUCAGAUCUACUGCAGACAACAGUACACAGACCUGGCAACCAUACGGACUCAAGCUGAGAGUGACCUGCUGACAACAAUGAUGAUAACACGUUUGAUCGCUGAAGUAUGGAUUGGUCUGUUUAGGGACUCGUGGAAGUGGUCAGAUGGAUCAAAUGUCUCCACAUCCUCCAUUAACUGGGAACCUGGAGACCCUAACAUUGGCGGGGUGAACGAACCUUGUGGUGCUGCAGAUGCCAGUGGUCUAUUAGUAGAUGAACUUUGUGCAACAACCUUUCCUUUCAUCUGCAUGGAUACGGUGUCAAAAAAACAGAUUUUGAAGGUUGAGGUGAAAUCUGGCAACAAUCUGAAUGACCCUGCAGUGUUGGAUAGCAUCUUACAGUUUAUAAAGCAGAAACUGGAGGAUCAUGGGAUGGAGAACACAGAAUUGACAUGGAGACUGCAACCAGAUGGAAAUGUUUUCUCACCAAAGGAUAAUCCAGAUAGCAAGAAACCAAUAAAACCAUGUUAAAUCAAUGUUCAUGUGUCAACAUGAACCAGCAAAUGUUAAAAUGUCAUUACAAUGUUAAUGGCAGUCAGUUUAACACAAAUGAAACUAAAAUGACACAGCUUAACAUCAACUGCAGAACAAGAUCAUCACAGUAAUCUCUCAAGAUCUCACAAGAUGAGGAUUAAACGACUCCACAAAAAACAAUUUAUAGUAAAUAAAAAUGUAGCUGAAAAAUGAAGAUAGUGCUGGAGAAAAAGCAGAGAGCGAUGGGUUAUGUAAGAGACCCCUACGAUAACUAAGGAAGCUUGUUAUUAUUAUUUGACAUACAGGUGACUUCCAGUAUAAUACAUUUGACACUGUUUGCUGGCAUAAAUCUGGGCAUAUGCUGUGAGUUCAGCAUCGUUUUGGGUAAAUUUGACAACUACUACUAACCAUGUGCAACAUCCUCACAAGGGCUGUCAAAACUAUUCAUCCUUCUAUCUGAUCGCUGGUCAGAGGUUAAUCGGUUGCCAUAUUGUUUCCCCCUUGUACACAAAGAAGAAAUUCGGCAUGACUCAAAAUAAAGUAAAUUGAGAACCAUUGCACAGUUUAUACCCGACUAAACAAAAACAACAAAAAAGUGAACUGAUUCAAGUUGAGUCCUUUUAGGAAUAUAGAUGCAUUCAUUCAAUGUCACUUUUAUCUGUGUGCGCUCUCAGCUUUCAUCAAAUUUUACAUUUUAGUUCAACAUCUCAACCAAAGUGAUGAUUUGGAUGUCAAGAAUUGUGAAUGUGAUGCAGAGGAAAGGAAAACAGUUAGCACAUCUCUGAAGUUUGCCAUAUAGUUAUGACCUUUAACCCUUUCAAAUAAUUAAUACAUACACAGUAUAUCAAGUACAACUGUGGCUGUGUUGCAGUGAACUGGUCAACUUUGACUUUUGCUAUCAAAUCUAAACUUUAAUUAAAAAACAAUCUAUAUUUGAAGAGUUUAGUUGCAAAACGAUAACUCUGUUUUUUUAAUUUUUCAGAAAUCUCGUUUUUUGGUUGUGCAUUCCAAUUAAUAUCAAUUCAACUGCAGUUGGUUUGUUUUGAUUUAAACCUUCAUAACUUAAAAAAUACAGCUAAGUAGCACCAUAAAACUAAAUAAUAACAUGAUAACAUAAUAAUAAACAUGUUUUGACAAAAACGGAUUUAUCUCGUUAUGCAACGAAACUCUUAAUUUUUUCAGUAUAUACAUAUUUAACAAUUGCAGGUUAUAUUUGGUAGGUUCACUUUAUUUUAACAGUUUAGUUAAUAAUUAAUAGUAGCAGAUAUUGUGUAUUUAAGCACUUAAACGAAUAGUCCAUUUUCUUAAAAAAAAAAAAAAAAAUCCAGAUAAUUUACUCACCACCAUGUCAUCCAAAAUGUUGAUGUCUUUCCUUGUUCAGUCGAGAAGAAAUUAUGAUGUUUUUUUUUAGGAAAACAUUCUAGGAUUUUUUUCAUUUUAAUGGACUUUAAUGGACCCCAACACAGUUUUUUUUUACGGAGUUUCAAAGGACUCUAAACGAUCCCAAACGAGGCAUAAGGGUCUUAUCUAGCAAAACGAUUGUUGUUUUGGUAAGAAAAAUAAAAAAUAUGCACUUUUAAACCACAACUUCUCGUCU
Messenger RNA from Misgurnus anguillicaudatus (oriental weatherfish), 2711 nucleotides. Its product is annotated as putative C-type lectin domain family 20 member A. Lineage: Eukaryota; Metazoa; Chordata; Actinopteri; Cypriniformes; Cobitidae. The record is from RefSeq and is a predicted model, not a curated record.